This is a messenger RNA of Staurois parvus, 585 nucleotides long. NCBI's taxonomy places the organism in Eukaryota, Metazoa, Chordata, Amphibia, Anura, Ranidae. The record is from the annotation of a GenBank genome assembly.
CACAGUGGGCACCCGGCUGCCCACACUAAAGGGUGGACAACUCCGCGGAAGUGGGAGCGGUCUCUGGUCAUCCCCUGUACUGUCUGCAGUCUCUUGGUCAUCUCCUGUACUGUCUGCAGUCUCUUGGUCAUCCCCUGUACUGUCCGCAGUCUCUUGGUCAUCCCCUGUACUGUCCGCAGUCUCUUGGUCAUCCCCUGUACUGUCCGCAGUCUCUUGGUCAUCCCCUGUACUGUCCGCAGUCUCUUGGUCAUCCCCUGUACUGUCCGCAGUCUCUUGGUCAUCCCCUGUACUGUCCGCAGUCUCUUGGUCAUCCCCUGUACUGUCCGCAGUCUCUUGGUCAUCCCCUGCACUGUCCGCAGUCUGAUGGUCAUUCCCUGUACUGUCCGCAGUCUCUGGUCAUCUCCUGUACUGUCCGCAGUCUAUUGGUCAUUCCCUGCACUGUCCGCAGUCUCUUGGUCAUCUCCUGUACUGUCCGCAGUCUCUCGGUCAUCUCCUGUACUGUCCGCAGUCUCUCGGUCAUCUCCUGUACUGUCCGCAGUCUCUUGGUCAUCCCCUGUACUGUCCGCAGUAUUUGGUCAUCUCCUG